Messenger RNA from Closterium sp. NIES-65, 3750 nucleotides. The record is from the annotation of a GenBank genome assembly. Lineage: Eukaryota; Viridiplantae; Streptophyta; Zygnematophyceae; Desmidiales; Closteriaceae.
AUGAGAGGAUUAAAGGGAUGGAAGCAGAAACAGCAACAGCAACAGCAGGUGGCAGCAGCAGCAGCAGCAGCAGCAGCAGCAGCAGCAGCAGCAGCAGCAGCAGCAGCAGCAGCAGCAGCAGCAGCAGCAGCAGCAGCAGCAGCAGCAGCAGCAGCAGCAGCAGCAGCAGCAGCAGCAGCAGCAGCAGCAGCAGCAGCAGCAGCAGCAGCAGCAGCAGCAGCAGCAGCAGCAGCAGCAGCAGCAGCAGCAGCAGCAGCAGCAGCAGCAGCAGCAGCAGCAGCAGCAGCAGCAGCAGCAGCAGCAGCAGCAGCAGCAGCAGCAGCAGCAGCAGCAGCAGCAGCAGCAGCAGCAGCAGCAGCAGCAGCAGCAGCAGCAGCAGCAGCAGCAGCAGCAGCAGCAGCAGCAGCAGCAGCAGCAGCAGCAGCAGCAGCAGCAGCAGCAGCAGCAGCAGCAGCAGCAGCAGCAGCAGCAGCAGCAGCAGCAGCAGCAGCAGCAGCAGCAGCAGCAGCAGCAGCAGCAGCAGCAGCAGCAGCAGCAGCAGCAGCAGCAGCAGCAGCAGCAGCAGCAGCAGCAGCAGCAGCAGCAGCAGCAGCAGCAGCAGCAGCAGCAGCAGCAGCAGCAGCAGCAGCAGCAGCAGCAGCAGCAGCAGCAGCAGCAGCAGCAGCAGCAGCAGCAGCAGCAGCAGCAGCAGCAGCAGCAGCAGCAGCAGCAGCAGCAGCAGCAGCAGCAGCAGCAGCAGCAGCAGCAGCAGCAGCAGCAGCAGCAGCAGCAGCAGCAGCAGCAGCAGCAGCAGCAGCAGCAGCAGCAGCAGCAGCAGCAGCAGCAGCAGCAGCAGCAGCAGCAGCAGCAGCAGCAGCAGCAGCAGCAGCAGCAGCAGCAGCAGCAGCAGCAGCAGCAGCAGCAGCAGCAGCAGCAGCAGCAGCAGCAGCAGCAGCAGCAGCAGCAGCAGCAGCAGCAGCAGCAGCAGCAGCAGCAGCAGCAGCAGCAGCAGCAGCAGCAGCAGCAGCAGCAGCAGCAGCAGCAGCAGCAGCAGCAGCAGCAGCAGCAGCAGCAGCAGCAGCAGCAGCAGCAGCAGCAGCAGCAGCAGCAGCAGCAGCAGCAGCAGCAGCAGCAGCAGCAGCAGCAGCAGCAGCAGCAGCAGCAGCAGCAGCAGCAGCAGCAGCAGCAGCAGCAGCAGCAGCAGCAGCAGCAGCAGCAGCAGCAGCAGCAGCAGCAGCAGCAGCAGCAGCAGCAGCAGCAGCAGCAGCAGCAGCAGCAGCAGCAGCAGCAGCAGCAGCAGCAGCAGCAGCAGCAGCAGCAGCAGCAGCAGCAGCAGCAGCAGCAGCAGCAGCAGCAGCAGCAGCAGCAGCAGCAGCAGCAGCAGCAGCAGCAGCAGCAGCAGCAGCAGCAGCAGCAGCAGCAGCAGCAGCAGCAGCAGCAGCAGCAGCAGCAGCAGCAGCAGCAGCAGGCAGCAGCAGCAGCAGCAGCAGCAGCAGCAGCAGCAGCAGCAGCAGCAGCAGCAGCAGCAGCAGCAGCAGCAGCAGCAGCAGCAGCAGCAGCAGCAGCAGCAGCAGCAGCAGCAGCAGCAGCAGCAGGCAGCAGCAGCAGCGCAGCAGCAGCAGCAGGCAGCAGCAGCAGCAGCAGCAGCAGCAGGCAGCAGCAGCAGCAGCAGCAGCAGCAGCAGCAGCAGCAGCAGCAGCAGCAGCAGCAGCAGCAGCAGCAGCAGCAGCAGCAGCAGCAGCAGCAGCAGCAGCAGCAGCAGCAGCAGCAGCAGCAGCAGCAAGCAGCAGCAGCAGCAGCAGCAAGCAGCAGGCAGCAGCAGCAGCAGCAGGCAGCAGGAGGGCAGCAGCAGCAGCAGCAGCAGCAGCAGCAGCAGAAGCAGCAGCAGCAGCAGCAGCAGCAGCAGCAGCAGCAGCAGCAGCAGCAGCAGCAGCAGCAGCAGCAGCAGCAGCAGCAGCAGCAGCAGCAGCAGCAGCAGCAGCAGCAGCAGCAGCAGCAGCAGCAGCAGCAGCAGCAGCAGCAGCAGCAGCAGCAGCAGCAGCAGCAGCAGCAGCAGCAGCAGCAGCAGCAGCAGCAGCAGCAGCAGCAGCAGCAGCAGCAGCAGCAGCAGCAGCAGCAGCAGCAGCAGCAGCAGCAGCAGCAGCAGCAGCAGCAGCAGCAGCAGCAGCAGCAGCAGCAGCAGCAGCAGCAGCAGCAGCAGCAGCAGCAGCAGCAGCAGCAGCAGCAGCAGCAGCAGCAGCAGCAGCAGCAGCAGCAGCAGCAGCAGCAGCAGCAGCAGCAGCAGCAGCAGCAGCAGCAGCAGCAGCAGCAGCAGCAGCAGCAGCAGCAGCAGCAGCAGCAGCAGCAGCAGCAGCAGCAGCAGCAGCAGCAGCAGCAGCAGCAGCAGCAGCAGCAGCAGCAGCAGCAGCAGCAGCAGCAGCAGCAGCAGCAGCAGCAGCAGCAGCAGCAGCAGCAGCAGCAGCAGCAGCAGCAGCAGCAGCAGCAGCAGCAGCAGCAGCAGCAGCAGCAGCAGCAGCAGCAGCAGCAGCAGCAGCAGCAGCAGCAGCAGCAGCAGCAGCAGCAGCAGCAGCAGCAGCAGCAGCAGCAGCAGCAGCAGCAGCAGCAGCAGCAGCAGCAGCAGCAGCAGCAGCAGCAGCAGCAGCAGCAGCAGCAGCAGCAGCAGCAGCAGCAGCAGCAGCAGCAGCAGCAGCAGCAGCAGCAGCAGCAGCAGCAGCAGCAGCAGCAGCAGCAGCAGCAGCAGCAGCAGCAGCAGCAGCAGCAGCAGCAGCAGCAGCAGCAGCAGCAGCAGCAGCAGCAGCAGCAGCAGCAGCAGCAGCAGCAGCAGCAGCAGCAGCAGCAGCAGCAGCAGCAGCAGCAGCAGCAGCAGCAGCAGCAGCAGCAGCAGCAGCAGCAGCAGCAGCAGCAGCAGCAGCAGCAGCAGCAGCAGCAGCAGCAGCAGCAGCAGCAGCAGCAGCAGCAGCAGCAGCAGCAGCAGCAGCAGCAGCAGCAGCAGCAGCAGCAGCAGCAGCAGCAGCAGCAGCAGCAGCAGCAGCAGCAGCAGCAGCAGCAGCAGCAGCAGCAGCAGCAGCAGCAGCAGCAGCAGCAGCAGCAGCAGCAGCAGCAGCAGCAGCAGCAGCAGCAGCAGCAGCAGCAGCAGCAGCAGCAGCAGCAGCAGCAGCAGCAGCAGCAGCAGCAGCAGCAGCAGCAGCAGCAGCAGCAGCAGCAGCAGCAGCAGCAGCAGCAGCAGCAGCAGCAGCAGCAGCAGCAGCAGCAGCAGCAGCAGCAGCAGCAGCAGCAGCAGCAGCAGCAGCAGCAGCAGCAGCAGCAGCAGCAGCAGCAGCAGCAGCAGCAGCAGCAGCAGCAGCAGCAGCAGCAGCAGCAGCAGCAGCAGCAGCAGCAGCAGCAGCAGCAGCAGCAGCAGCAGCAGCAGCAGCAGCAGCAGCAGCAGCAGCAGCAGCAGCAGCAGCAGCAGCAGCAGCAGCAGCAGGAGCAGCAGCAGCAGCAGCAGCAGCAGCAGCAGCAGCGCAGCAGCGGCGGCGGCGGCGGCACCAACCUUGCAGGAUGCGCUCGAGAGUGGCAGCGACGAGGUCAAAGGGCGGGCGCAGCAGCGGGUCGAAGCUGACGCAGGUCUGCGCGAGCAGCGCAAAGGAGUGGAAGGAGUUGUGGCGGGCCGGCGGGCGCGACUCCAAUAGGAACGGCUCUAUCAGCUCGCCCCACCGCCUCUCCUCCAGAUACGGCUGCGCCUGUUGUGGGUUGGUUGGAGAAAGGGAGAGGGGAGAGGAACAGGUAUAG